AUGCAGCCUGAGGACCCAGCUGGAUUGUCUAACUCCAGCUCUUCAUCAUCCGAUUCUGAAGAGAUUGAAGCGGAAGCUUUGGAAGCUGAGGUUUCCGCACUUACUCAACAGCUUGAGAGGAAUCCAUAUUUCUAUGACGCUCACGUGCGCAGAAUAUCUCUUCUCCGAAAAGCCGGUGAACUUGACAGGCUCCGAGGGGCACGUGAAAUUAUGUCCAAAUACUUUCCUCUUACGCCUAAGAUGUGGCUGCAGUGGACUGAAGAUGAGGCAUCUCUUGUCACAGAAGGCGGUGAUCGGGAACCUGUAUAUCAGCUCUUUAAAAGAGCUCUAGCUGACUAUCAAAGUGUUGAUGUCUGGCUAGAAUAUUGUGAAUAUGCAAUCGGCGGAAUUGGCACAGGUGAGACUGCAGAGCUUGACCGCAUCCGUGGCGUGCUGGAGGAGGCAGUGGCUAAUCAGGGCCUCAACUUUGCCCAUGGUACACUCCUCUUUGAGGUGUAUCGCGAGUUCGAGACAAUCUGCCUCGCUCAAUUGCAGGCUAAGAAGGAUCCUGUGGCAGUUGCUAAUCAGUUGAAGAGAAUUGAAGGUCUCUUUCGGCGUCAAUUAAGCAUACCACAUGCUGAUAUGAAUCGAACAAUGGAGGAGUACAAGACCUUCUUGGAGGAAAUGGCAGAGGGCAGUGAUGGCGGAUUGACUGACGACUUCAAGGCAGUCUUUGAAUCAGCUCAAGCAAAGUGGCGAGAAGUGGAGAGUUUCGAGGCAGAUGUUGUGGACAAGACUGAUGAGAGCGUCCUCCUCUUAACUUGGCAGAAUUACCUCUCUUGGGCGGUAGAACAUGCCUGUCGCAAGGGCACUCGCGCGAAUUUCUUGAAGGCAGCCGCAGGUGAAACUGAAGUCACCUUCACACCAAUGGAGAUCAUCUGCCUUUUCGAACGCGCUGUCACCGACCUCUGUCUCCAGGCCUCUAUAUGGCUACGAAUGGCUGACUACUUGGAGGCGCACGUGUCGGCUGAUCAACAGCGUCUCAUCAACACUCUAGCACGUGCCGUGCGUAAUAUACCGUGGAGCAAUGAGCUGUGGCGCCGUUACGCACUGGCCUGCGAAGCGCGUGCGUGGGAUCCGGCUAAUGCAGAGAACUCCUCCUCAUCUAACAUGGAUGGUGCCUCAGUGGAUCAUUCGAAGUCGUAUCUCCCUGGGCACUUCGAAUCAGCUAGAGGCAAGUUUCUGCUGCCUUUUAACAUCACUACUUUUGCCUUGAUAAUCGCGAGUCAGGUCUAUGAAAAUGCCUUGAAGUGCAGCUAUUCGACAGCAAGUGAUUUACUUGCUGUUUGGUCGGCUUACUUUGAUUUCCUGCUACGUAUCAUUUGCAACUCGAAUGACCAACAUCUCAAAGAAAGAUGUACCAAAAUGUUGCGCAAUACCUUUGAACGAGCCAAAAGUCACAUAUCCACCGCCUUCCCUGAUCAUGCUGAACAUAUUUGCUCCAUCUACCACUACUGGGCCUUUGUCGAGGCAAAAUGGCUUGAAAACAAGGAGCGCUCUCGGGAGCUGUGGAAGGCCAUGUCAAAGAUGAGCAGUAAUGGCAAAAAACCUGGCUUUUGGACAGCCUAUUUGGAAUUUGUAAAGAGUUACGACAAUGCGGAUGAAGUGGUGCGUGUAGCAGGAAUGGCAGCCAACUCGGUGACCGGUGAAUUCGCGGAGUCACUUAUUGAGGCGGCCCGUCGGUGUCUGGCGGAGAGUGGUGUGGAUUUUAAACGUUCACGUGAAUUUAGCCUUAAGGUGGCUCAACGUCAAGUGCGUACUGACAUUCCGGAGGCCGUGGAAGAUGUGGAGCAGGAGGCUAGUGUGAAUACUUUGCCCUAUCGUCAGCGGCCCAACCGUCCGAAUGCAUUGGCGGAGAAAGUUUCAAAAGGACGGAAACGGAAAGUGGACGAAAACACACCUUCACUGACGGCGGCAGCUGCCAAACGUCAGAAGGUACAGGCGGAUAUUGAAGAAAGUGCGAAAAAGGAUGUUGUUGAUGAAACGGAAAAGGCAAGUCUGCCGAAGCACGGCGAAACUGUCAUUCAUGAUCCCUCCAAAGAUGAUCAGACUGUCUUUGUUAGCAACCUGCCGUUCUCCACAAACGAGGAGGAGUUACAGUCCAUCUUUGCCAAGUGUGGUGAACUUGUCUCCAUUCGGCUUGUGCGUGACUACGCGGGGAAGUCGAAAGGUUUUGGCUAUGUGGAGUUUGCCGAUGCAAGCAGCGUAGCCGCGGCCCUCGAACUUGAUCGUCUGCCCAUCGGCAGUGGCACUGGAGAUGGUGGUGGUGGUGGUCGGCCAAUGUUUGUAUCAGUGUGCGAUACGAAUCGCUCGAAACCUGUCUUUGCUUAUAAAACGGGGGUGCCCGAGCCCAACAAACUUUUCGUGCGCAAUCUGGACAAGGUAACCACAGAAGAGGCUCUUCGCACCUUCUUCGGCAAGUACGGUGAAGUGAGGAGCGUGCGCAUAGUGACGUAUCGCAACGGAGUGCCGAAGGGCCACGCCUACGUGGAGUUUGCGAGAGAGGAGGAAGCCAGUCGGGCUCUAGUAGCCACUGACGGAGUUGUUUUUGGCUCCAAAGCAAUUUCCGUUGCUAUCAGCAACCCACCACCGCGUUCAGCUGUACCAAGUAUGCGCUCUUCCUCUGCCUCCAACCAAGGUGCUCCGAGACGCAAGUCGGCUCCAUUGAAUCCACCUUUGUAA
This is a messenger RNA of Hydatigera taeniaeformis, 2721 nucleotides long. Lineage: Eukaryota; Metazoa; Platyhelminthes; Cestoda; Cyclophyllidea; Taeniidae. The record is from the annotation of a GenBank genome assembly.